This is a messenger RNA of Contarinia nasturtii (swede midge), 1465 nucleotides long. RefSeq names its product casein kinase 1-like protein 5. The record is from RefSeq and is a predicted model, not a curated record. Gene Ontology annotation, cellular component: nucleus; cytoplasm. NCBI's taxonomy places the organism in Eukaryota, Metazoa, Arthropoda, Insecta, Diptera, Cecidomyiidae. Gene Ontology annotation, molecular function: ATP binding; protein serine/threonine kinase activity. The transcript has 8 exons. Gene Ontology annotation, biological process: peptidyl-serine phosphorylation; signal transduction. Bases 313 to 1287 code for a protein of 324 amino acids.
AGAUGUGCAUAUUUCUAAAUGAUUAACACUGUAUUUGUGUGUGGCAUCGACGUUUUAGCUUUAUAACUGUUUCGAACAUCAUCGUCAACAACAACAACUGCAUGAACAUUCUUUGCGCACAUGUGACUCUUCCAUUUUGAAUCCAAAAUAAAUUGGCACGUUGUUAUUUAAUCUCGCUUUUGGAUAGUGGUUUGGUUUCGAUCAAAUCACGCAAUAGACUUUGGCGUUGAAAAAAAAAGUGUCAGUGACAAAAGUAAAUCAUAUGAAUUUUGACAAUUCACGGAAAGAGUUUGGAGUGUGUUCAGAAAAAAGAUGUCAUCAGCCGAUCAUUCGACGAAAAUCUUGCAGAACCAAAUAAUUGAGAAGCGAUGGACGGUUGGACAAAGAAUUGGGAAGGGUUCGUUUGGAGAGGUGUACGAAUGUUAUGACAGCUAUACUGGCAGAAAGGUUGCAAUAAAGUUUGAAGAUAGGACAAGUUCACAUUCGCAAUUAAAAAAUGAAUAUCGUGUGUAUCAGCUUAUUGGUGAGCGCACAGGUAUUCCAAAACUAAUUUACUAUGGAUCUAAUGAUCAAUAUGAUUAUCUCGUUAUGCAAUUGCUGGGCCCAUCUUUGGAGAAGUUGUUCAAUUAUUGCCGACGAAAAUUCAGUUUGAAAACUGUUUUAAUGUUGGGCGAAAAAAUGAUUCGUCACAUAGAAAGUAUUCAUCAAAUGAGCUAUCUUCACCGUGAUAUAAAACCUGACAACUUCGUCUGUGACGUGGAUAAUCAUUCGGAGAUUUAUUUGAUUGAUUUUGGUUUGGCACGCCGGUUUUGUCAAGUCGUCAACAACGAGGUUGAGCACGUGAAACAAAUGAAGUUGCAAAGUUUUACCGGGACAGCUAGGUAUGCAUCGAUUUCGGUUAUGCAACAGUAUAGCAGUGGCAGAAAAGACGAUCUGGAAUCGUUGGCUUAUAUUUUGAUCUAUUUUUUGCAAAGUAAAUUGCCGUGGCAACAGGUGCCAAAGGUUGGCGACAAUGGUUUGACUACCAAACAGCGUAAAGAACGGAUUCUUGAAAUAAAAAUGUCGACAAGUGUAAUGGAUUUAUGCAAAGGAUUGCCAGUUGAAUUUCAAACCUUCGUAGGCUAUUGUCGUCAAUUGAAAUUUGACGAAAAACCCAGCUAUGCAUUCUUGAGACGUCUUUUGGGAAUUCAAUUCGAGAGAAAUUUAUUUGUCAAAGACUAUAUUUACGAUUGGAAGUUGAAUGAAUCGAAAGACUUAAAGAAGAACAAGAAAAACCAAAUCAAAUAGAAUACAUUAAUGCUAUGAUAUUUUUUAUUUACAUUGCGAUUUUUUAAAAAAAAUGUAUUGAAAAGAAAAUCAAAACUCAAUAAAUGCACAAAUUUCUAACGAUAAGCGUCGUUAAAUGUCAUACUUUGAAAAGUUGAAGUGACAUUGAACGAACGCAUUGUUUUGUUUUGACAUUUUA